Messenger RNA from Magnolia sinica, 1739 nucleotides. Its product is annotated as 3-ketoacyl-CoA synthase 19-like. Gene Ontology annotation, molecular function: acyltransferase activity, transferring groups other than amino-acyl groups. The record is from RefSeq and is a predicted model, not a curated record. Bases 3 to 1475 code for a protein of 490 amino acids. Gene Ontology annotation, cellular component: membrane. Gene Ontology annotation, biological process: fatty acid biosynthetic process. Lineage: Eukaryota; Viridiplantae; Streptophyta; Magnoliopsida; Magnoliales; Magnoliaceae. The transcript has a single exon.
GAAUGACGAAACCUCUCUUUCCCAACUCUUUCCCUUCCAAGCUUCCACCACAACUUUCUUUCUCUCUCUCUCAUAUGGAGCCAUUCUUCCUACUCAGUGUGAUUUUUCUUCUUCAUACAUUCCACUUCCUUUACAAAUUAUACGUGCAAUGGAAGAAUCAAAACUGCUACAUGCUCGACUAUGUAUGCUUCAAACCAUCCGAUGAUCAGAAGCUUAACACAGAGCUCUGCAGUAACAUUAUCAUGAGAAAUAAGAACUUGGGUCCGGACGAAUGCAAGUUCCUCCUCAAGAUCACAGUGAGGUCCGGCAUUGGUGAGGAGACCUAUGGCCCAAGAGACAUCAUCUCUGGAAGAGAUGGACCUCCAUCUCUCGUCGAUGGAAUCUCGGAGAUGGAUGACUGUUUUAAUGCGACCCUCGACAAGCUCUUUCUGAAAUCAGGCUUCCUCCCGACAGACAUUGAUGUGCUCGUCGUGAACGUUUCUAUGUUCUCGCCGGCUCCUUCUCUUGCCGCGAGGAUAAUUCACCGUUACAACAUGAGGGAGGACAUCAAGGUCUACAACCUCUCUGGAAUGGGGUGUAGCGCAAGUGGGGUGUCGAUCCAUAUUGUCCGAAACAUCUUCAAAUGCCGCCCAAAAACAUUGGCAGUCGUCGUCUCAACAGAAUCAAUAGGACCCAGUUGGUACGAGGGGACUGACAGAUCGAUGAUGGUUGCCAAUUGCCUCUUCCGAUGCGGCGGGUGUUCUAUCCUCCUAACGAACAAUCCCGAUCUUAGAAACCGAGCAAAGUUCCGCCUGAAAUGCCUGAUCCAGACCCACCUAGGAGCACACGAUGAUGCAUAUGGAUGCGCCAUGCAAAUGGAAGAUGAAAUGGGCAACCUCGGGAUGAACCUCAGCAAAGACCUACCGAAGGCGGCUACACAGGCUUUGGUUGAGAACCUUAGAUCAUUGGCACCUAGGAUUUUACCCCUUACGGAAUUACUCCGUUACGUGGUCUUUUGCGUUCUGAGCAAGACAGGCAAUACCCUUCAAGGAGAUGGGACCGCAUGUGUGGAUUUCAAGACCGGCAUAGAUCAUUUCUGCAUCCACGCUGGAGGGACUGCAGUCAUCGAAGGGGUGGGGAAGAGUUUGAAGCUGAGUCAGCAUCAUCUGGAGCCCGCAAAGAUGACACUUCACCGAUUCGGUAACACUUCUGCAGGUAACCUUUGGUAUGUGUUGGCCUACAUGGAGGCAAAAGGGAGGCUUAAGAAGGGGAAUAGAGUUUUGAUGAUUGGCUUUGGAGCUGGUUUCCUGUGCAACAGCUGCACGUGGGAAGUAGUAAGGGAUUUAGACGACAGGAAUGCUUGGGAAGAUUGCAUUGACCAGUACCCUCCUCAAACCCUAGUCAAUCCUUUCACGGAGAAGUUUGGCUGGGUUAACAAUGAUCCCGAACGCCUUGCUCAAACUUGCAUGGAGAUCCGGAGGAAGUAUGGAAAUUGAUGGGAGAGCACCUGGGGCUCAAAAUUCAAAUAAAUUAGGGGUCCACUGGGAGGCGGGAAUACCUUUUCCCCCCACCUGUGAACCUUCACUGGCUAGGAGAAUAGGGAUUCCCUCCAACUAAGGAUCUCUGCCAUUGAUCCUGAAUGCAGCUAGAUGGUGGGAAUCCAGUUGAAGUUAUUAUUAAUCUUGGUAAGUCCCACUUAUGGGUGCUUUUGCUUAGGCUGUUAGGCUUUUGGUCGUUUAUCUUUGUUUUUUCUUUUUUAU